This is a messenger RNA of Nerophis lumbriciformis (worm pipefish), 651 nucleotides long. The record is from RefSeq and is a predicted model, not a curated record. NCBI's taxonomy places the organism in Eukaryota, Metazoa, Chordata, Actinopteri, Syngnathiformes, Syngnathidae.
AUGGCGGUGUCAGAACUUCUAAAAACAUUACUUUACACCGUCAAUCACCUUUUACAACAAGAAAAAUACAAAGCGGCUCUGGCUGUUCUUAAAGGCUUCCGAAAUGGCGCUGUAUAUGGAGCUAAAAUCAGAGCACCGCAUGCACUUGUCAUGACAUUUCUGUUCCGGAGUGGAAGUUUAGCAGACAAACUCCGAGCUAUUUUGAAGGCCACCUACACUCACUCGCGCAACCUGGCGUGCUUCGUGUUUACGUACAAGGGACUGCAGGCCUUGCAGGAGAAGCUCCAGGGACGCAGUUUGCAAUCCCAUUCCUUCCUGGCCGCCUGCAUCGGAGGAUGGCUGGUGUUUGGUGACAACAACAACAUCAACAGUCAGAUCAACAUGUACCUGCUGUCCCGCAUCUUGUUCGCCAUAUCCCGGCUGGCCGUGGAGAAAGGGGUAAUCCCGCAGCCCGAGCGGGACCCCUUCCCGCUUUUCGCCACCUUGGUGUGGGGGGUGGUCUUGUGGCUCUUCGAGUACUACCCGCACACGCUCCAGCCGUCGCUGCGGUCAUCCAUGACGUACCUUUACCACGACAGCGACGUUUGGCACGACAUCUCGGACUUUCUGCUUUAUAACAAGCCUGGCGGGGCUUCCGCUGCCCUAAAAUGA